CACGUGCGCGCCGAACUUCACUUUUUCACUUGUUUAGUGAACGACGUUCUCGCUGGUCGUCUGUUCCCAUGUCUAAUGCAAACUGAUACCAGCUCCGCAUGAGUACCAUCAGUAUCAUCUAUAAUAACGUACAGCGAGAUACUAUCAGCCAGAGAAAAUGAGGUUCUCAUAUAAGUUCUCCAACCUCCUUGGAGCAGUUUAUCGCCAUGGUAACCUUAGUUUUAGUUCCGAUGGAGACAGCAUCAUCAGCCCCGUUGGAAACAGAAUCUCCAAAUUUGACCUGAAGAAUAAUAAAUCAGAGACCUUUCCGAUUGAGGCUCGUAUGAACAUCUCAUGUGUGGGGUUGUCACCUGAUGGCACAACGGCAAUUAUUGUUGAUCAAGAGGGUAAUGGAAUGUUGUGCAGUCUAGUCAGCAAGACGGUUCUGCAUCAUGUCCACUUUCAUCAGCCAGUGACUGCAAUCAAAUACAGCCCUGAUGGAAAGAAAAUCGCCCUUACGAAGGAGAGAUUUGCACAAGUGUACCACGCACCAGGCAGCACAAGAGAGUUCAAUCCACUGUUGCUACACAGAACCUACUACGGUGCUUACGAUGAUACGACAUGCAUCGACUGGACAACAGACUCAAGGGUGUUUGCGGUUGGUUCGAAGGACAUGCAAACUCGUGUCUUCGCUGCAUCUGAAAUGGAGCAGUUGGUCAUCUACACCCUGGGAGGACAUAAAGAUUGUGUCGUGGGGGCCUUCUUUGAGGACAACUCACUUAAUUUGUAUAGUGUUAGCCGGAAAGGCGAGGUCCUGGUGUGGGAAUGUGAUACAGAACUACAUGAGCUACGACCCAUGGAGAAGCGCCCAGCUAGUAAUCUUGGCAACAAGGCUGAAAGACCCCUGUCUGCUAAAAAGAGAGCAGCGGAGACCGUUGUGAAAGAAGGAAGCAAGGCUUUGUACAAGAGACUAGCGAGGCAUUUCUUGAAUAAGGAAGGCGACUUCACGCAUCUAACAUGCGCCGACUUUCACAAAAAGAACCACAUGUUGGUGACGGGAUUCGAAUCUGGAACAUUUCACAUUCACGAGCUGCCUGAAUGUACGCUAAUUCAUUCGCUCAGUAUAUCCAACCAGUGUAUAGCGGCAGUGUGUUUCAAUCAGCCUGGGGACUGGAUUGCGUUUGGCUGUUCCGGUCUCGGUCAGUUACUGGUCUGGGAGUGGCAGAGUGAGUGCUACGUCCUGAAACAACAGGGCCAUCAUAACAACAUGACCUGCUUGGACUUCUCACCGGACGGUCAACUCUUAGCCACUGGUGGUCAGGACGGAAAGGUAAAGGUGUGGAACAGCAGUAGCGGGUUAUGCUUUGUGACAUUCACUGAACACACAGCCACAAUCACAGGGAUUACCAUCAGUGGUAAAGCAGGGAAGGUUAUCGUGUCUGCUUCACUCGACGGCACAGUCAGAGCGUUUGAUCUACACAGAUAUCGUAACUUCCGUACCUUCACCUCGCCCCACCCCGCCCAGUUUGCAUGCUUGGGUGUGGAUUCUAGCGGCGAGCUGAUCGCUGCCGGUGCACAGGAUAGCUUUGAGAUCUUCCUCUGGUCAAUGCAAACUGGCAGAUUGCUAGAGGUUCUUGCGGGUCAUGAAGGUCCAAUUUCAUGCCUGAGUUUCAGCUCGGCGGCGGACAUGUUGGCCAGUGCAUCAUGGGAUAAGACGGUCAAACUCUGGAAUGUUUAUCAGCACAAAGGAGCCCGAGAGACGUUACAGGUCAUGGCUGAUGCUCUUGCAGUUUGCUUUAGCCCUGACGGUCACCAGCUGGCCGUAGCUACUCUGGACGGUCAGAUAUCAUUCUGGGAUAUACAGACGACCACUCAGACUGGAUCAGUAGAGGGAAAGCAUGACCUCGGCGGGGGGAGGAGAGAGGGUGAUAUGGUGACUGCAAAAACAUCAGCGGCAGCGAGAUCUUUUAACACAUUGUGCUAUUCGGCUGACGGGACGUGCAUUUUGGCUGCGGGUAAAUCCAAGAACAUCUGUAUCUACAAUAUCCAAGAGCAGAUACUGAUGAAGAGGUUUCAGGUGUCGUGUAAUCUCUCUCUGGAUGCGAUGGAGGAGUUUCUGAAUCGGCGUAAGAUGACUGAGUUUGGAAACGUUGCUCUAAUCGACGGUGAGGAGGACCACUCUCAAGCACUCAGUCUACCCGGUGUGACCAAGGGCGAUAUGAGCUCACGCUUCUUCAAGCCGGAGGUCAAUGUGUCAGGGGUCAAAUUCUCACCCACGGGGAGACAGUUUGCAGCGACCACAACAGAAGGCUUACUUGUCUACUCACUUGACAACAGCCUGACCUUUGACCCCUUUGAUUUGACACUGGAGAUCACGCCGAAGCUGGUGCGGGAGACGUUACAGCGCGAGGAAUGGAGCAGCGCCCUCAUGCUCAGCUUCCGUCUUAACGAAACGAGGUUAAUACAGGAGAUUGUCGAAUCUAUCCCGUUUGAGCAAGUUGAGUCAGUGUGCCAGAGUUUGCCCAUGGCGUACACCGAGAAGAUGCUGAGUUUCCUGACUACUCAACUGGACACCUCGGCUCACCUCGAGUUCUACCUGACCUGGUGUGAGCGUCUACUCACCUUGUACUGCCCUAGAUUCCAGACUCAGUCGAGUUCCACGCAGGCGCUGCUCAGAGCCCUGCAGAAGAGUCUCACAAGGAAACAUCAAGAUCUUGGAAAGCUGUAA
Molecule: messenger RNA, 2707 nt
Organism: Asterias rubens (European starfish)
Lineage: Eukaryota; Metazoa; Echinodermata; Asteroidea; Forcipulatida; Asteriidae
Product: periodic tryptophan protein 2 homolog
Exons: 18
Coding region: 158-2707 (849 amino acids)
Biological process (GO): maturation of SSU-rRNA from tricistronic rRNA transcript (SSU-rRNA, 5.8S rRNA, LSU-rRNA); ribosomal small subunit assembly
Cellular component (GO): small-subunit processome; Pwp2p-containing subcomplex of 90S preribosome
Molecular function (GO): protein binding
Source: RefSeq, a predicted model, not a curated record